This is a messenger RNA of Mercenaria mercenaria, 3629 nucleotides long. Its product is annotated as protein SGT1 homolog. Gene Ontology annotation, molecular function: protein-folding chaperone binding. The transcript has 13 exons. The record is from RefSeq and is a predicted model, not a curated record. Gene Ontology annotation, biological process: protein stabilization. The coding region runs from base 86 to 1174 and encodes 362 amino acids. Lineage: Eukaryota; Metazoa; Mollusca; Bivalvia; Venerida; Veneridae.
UUGUUUUUAUUUUUAUUUUGUGCGUGUUAUUUAUCUCGGACUAAUUUGUUUACUAUAAAAUUACCUCUGCACCGGCGGUGUAAAUAUGGCGUCCGAAUUGUUUGGGAAAGCGAAUGAUGAAUUCAUCAAUGAAAACUACCAAAAAGCGGUUGAGCUGUAUACAGAAGCACUGGAACAGGAGAGGAGUAGGGAUGACAUAUUCUGCAACAGGGCACAGGCUUAUCUGAAACUGGAGAAGUACAAAGAGGCAGCAGAAGAUGCAGCAGAAGCUCUCUUACUGAAUCCCAAAAAUAUAAAGGCUUGCUUUAGAAAAGGGAAUGCCUUGUUUCAUCUAGAGGAUUACCAAUCUGCUAAAGAUGCUUUUUCAGAGGGACAUAAACUUGAUGCUGAGGAUAACAACUUUAAGACCUGGAUCAGAAAAUGUGAGGCUGAAUUAGACUUACAAGAAAAAAAUAAAGCAGCACAGACUGAUGUUGGGGUUUCAGAAACCAAAUCACAGGAUGCACCAAAACCAGAGUCGGUAGACCAGAAUAAAACAGAAGCAAGUAAACCUGCUGUUCCUAUGCCUACAAAAGAGAAAUCCAGGUAUGACUGGUACCAGACUCAGACCCAUGUUGUUGUCACCAUACUCCUGAAAAAUAUCAAACAAGAGGAUGCAGAUAUUGACAUACAAGAAAAAUCUCUAAGUGCCACAAUAAAGUUACCAAGUGGAUCGGACUACAGUUUAGAACUAGAUUUAUCUCAUCCAAUUGUUCCAGCACAGUCCGUUAUAAAAGUAUUAAAAUCGAAGAUUGAAGUAAAACUGAAAAAGCAGGAGGGUUUGCAGUGGCACAAGCUAGAAGGUGACGAGUCCAACUUGAAACAAAUACUUGCAGAAGAAUCUGAGCAUGUGAUGGAUUAUCCUUCGUCGAGUCACUAUACAAGGAACUGGGACAAGCUGGCAAAGGACGUUGAAAAGGAGGAGGCAGAUGAGAAGAAAGAAGGAGAUGCCGCUCUUAAUGAACUCUUCCAAAAAAUAUACGCUGAUGGAACAGAUGAAACAAAGAAAGCCAUGGCAAAAUCAUUUUAUGAGUCUGGAGGUACAGUAUUGAGCACAAACUGGGGUGAAAUUGGAGCGAAAAAGACUGAGGUCAAACCACCGGAUGGAAUGGAGUUUAAAAAAUGGGAGUCAUGAUUGCGGACGGCCAAAUGAAUAUCUAUCAGUCUUUCAGCGGAGGAAAAACAUGCAUUAGAGACUUAAAAAUUCAGAAUGAAUUUUAAGUGCAUUCAUUAGAAAAGUGAAUUGAAAAAGGCAAUUGACUCAUUAUCAUCAUAAAUUUGCAUAAUAAGCAAGAAACGUUAUUUUCUCUUUACUGCUGCAUGGUAAAAUUUGUUAGGAAUUUUCAUAUAUGCAAUACUGAGUUUACUGAUAUGCUACCUUCUGUUUCAAGAAAAAUUGAAAUGCUGAAAGGUUGAAAAGUUUUCUUUAUCAAAUUUUGUGUAAAGAGUAUGUGUUGAUUAUGUUUUGGCAGUAAUACAUGCACAUGUACACUUGUCAAAUGUGCUAAAUACCGUCUGUGUAACUGGCAGUGAAAAAUACAUAAAAUAUGAACUUUAGCUUGCUCCAAGUAAUGAAACAGACAUGUCCUGUUGAAAUUGCCAAUUUAUCACAAUGGAAGGAUAUUUUGGUUAUGAAAGGUUAUAAAACAUUGUUAGACACAAGGUCUUAAUGUCUGUAAAAUACGGCGAAAUUGACACAGUGUAUCAUCUGAUGUUUAAAAUGUAACAAUGGAAACAUGAAAUUAUUUCUAAAACCUCAUGCUAUCCACAUUAUUAACAAUUUCUGUACUUGUUUUGUAACCAGUAACUUAAUGACAAUAAAUCAAACAUGUCGUAUUGAAAUUCCAAUUUUGAGCAUUCCUUCUGCAUGUGCACACCUCAACAUCUUGCCUGUUUUUUUUCAAGUAAUUUUUUAUGUGUCAAUUUUCUCAGUCAUGUUUGAAGAAGCUUCAACAAAUGACUAACACAUAAAACUUAGUGCAUGAUUAAAUCAAGCUUUUCAUCCUUUUCAUCAUCUUUGUAACAUAGCCAUGAUUUUGACACUGAUGUCAAAAUAUUUACUUCAGUUUUAAAAACAAAGGUGUAGUAGGAGAUUAUAAAAAUAUGGUUGAAUUUCAGUUGUUAUGUCCUGGAAUUUUUCCAUGUCCAAAAGUGUGUACAUACAACAUUUGACAAGUGUACAUCAUUUGAUUUACUGUAGAGUAAAUCUUUAAAACUUUCUCUAUCUUCAGUACUCUUCAUAAUUCUAUUAAACACAAAUUCUAAACUUAAACUGUGAAGAUUCAUUGUAUCAGUUUAUUAGUCCUUGACAGUUACAUUAUAGUAGUACAGACAUAAUGCUCAGUGGUGCUUAAAAUACUUUUUUAAAAAAGCAUGUAUUUUCAAAAUUAGCCAUAAUGUAUGUUCCUGAAUAUAAGUUUAUCAUUUGUUUAUGGAUUAAAUCUGUUAAACUGUUCUCAGUAGAAAUUGGCAAUUUAAUUUUGUUUCUCUUUUGUUAAUCUGUCUUGAAAACUUCAUGAAUAUUACCUUAUUACACUGGUACACACUUUCUGAAAUGAUCUUCAGAGAUAAAAAUGUAACCGACAGAAUAAGUAGGUUGCUGAUGAUGAAAUCACAUUAAUAAAUUACAUAUGUAUAGAUGUUCAGUGCAACACAGAUUGCUCAAGCACCAAGGCUGACUGUAGCAAUUCAUGUUACCCUUGGCUGUUCUUUUUUAUAUUAUCCCUGUUUUGAUAGCUUGAAAUCCUGGAUAACACAAGUUAUCUUAAUUGAUCAGUGUUCUACUGUAUCUGUAAUACAUUUUCUCAAGUCAGUAAUUCAGUAUAAAGCAUUUAAAAGAGGCCUGCAAAUUUGUUUUGUAUACAUUUGUUUUAUUCAUUUUGAUAUAGUAGUUACUUAACCUGGAUAGCUGCUGAUGAUUUACACUUUGUCCAUAAAAACAUCCCCAAUAUAUAAGGCAUAAAAAUCACUCAGAAUUGGCGCUAGUAAUUAUGUCUCCCACCACACAGUGUUUCAGGAUUAACACUGUGUCUGUCUGUUACAAAGCUUUUACACACUCAAAGUUGAACAUUUCUCAUCCGAUCUUCACCAGACUUGAACAAAAUGUGUUUGCCAAUAAGUCCUCGGCCAAGUUCGAUAACUAGUCAAAUCAGCCUAGGCACUUCGGAAUUAUGGGCCUUGAAACUUGUUUUUGAUAAUCAAAGCAGCCAAAGUCUGACAAGGCAGUUGAGGUCUAGGUGCAUGGUUGACUCAUAUACUACUAUUCAGAUAAUUAGGCAGUUGUGGGAGACAUGCGCUUUUCUCAAAAGCAGCUCUAGUUGUUAGUUGACUGAUUGUUUUUUCAAUAUUACAAAUAUUAUUGCCAAUUUGUUAAAGAAAAGAAAAUUAAAAAUGGUAACACUGGAUUCCUAGUUAUUGCUAAUAGUACUUGUCUAAUUUUUUGUCUGUUUAUUCAAAAUUUGUGUGUGUAUUGUUUGAUUUUCCAUUACCAGCACUUUCCAAUGAUUUUUCUUUAAAAUAAAUGUAUUAUACUGUUUUUUAUGAAGUAAUGAGGAGGACAAAUCUAUGAAAUAAAUAAUAUAUAAAGUCCA